This is a messenger RNA of Sorex fumeus (smoky shrew), 6586 nucleotides long. RefSeq names its product ATP binding cassette subfamily A member 7 (gene ABCA7). Lineage: Eukaryota; Metazoa; Chordata; Mammalia; Eulipotyphla; Soricidae. The transcript has 47 exons. The record is from RefSeq and is a predicted model, not a curated record. Gene Ontology annotation, cellular component: membrane; intracellular membrane-bounded organelle. Gene Ontology annotation, molecular function: lipid carrier activity; ATP hydrolysis activity; ABC-type transporter activity. Bases 93 to 6545 code for a protein of 2150 amino acids. Gene Ontology annotation, biological process: transmembrane transport; lipid transport.
AAUGAGGUUCAGAAAGGGACAGACCGUUGCCAGCAGCCACACAGCAGGUGCCUCGCCGGACCUCUGGUUCCUUUCUCCAGUGCAUUCCCACCAUGGCCUUCUGGACGCAGCUCAAGCUGCUGCUGUGGAAGAAUUUGCUGUAUCGCAAGAGGCAGCCGAUCCAGCUUCUCGUGGAGCUGUUGUGGCCCCUUUUUCUCUUCUUCAUCCUGGUGGCUGUGCGCCAGUCUCACCUGCCAGUGGAGCAGCAUGAAUGCCAUUUUAACAACAAGCCGCUGCCCUCUGCGGGCAUCUUCCGUUGGCUCCAGGGGCUUAUCUGCAGCGCCAACAACACCUGCUUCCCGGUGUCCACCCCAGGCGAGGAGCCCGGGGUCGUGAGCAACUUCAAUGACUCCCUGGUCUCCAGGUUCGUCGCAGACAUCCUGAGUGUCUUGGAGCGCCCCAGUACCCACAGGAUGCUGGACAGCCUAGGAAAAUUGAUGCCCACGCUUAAUGCCACAGCCUGGCCUCAGGUACAGCACCAACUGAAGGAGAAUCCAGCCCAAUUUAAGAAACUAUUGGACACAUUACUGCAAGAGAAUGCCACGCUGGGUCUAGCACAGGAGGCCAUGGGUGAUUUUGUGGAGGAAGCAACAGACCUGUUACAGGAGGUCCUAACGCUGCCCAGCCUGCUGGAACUAAGGACCCUGCUCCAGAAGUCUCCACAAAAAAAUGGAGUCCUAGAGGUCAUGUCCGUAGCCCUCUGCAGUGCCAAGGGGCCAGGCAGCCCCAGGGGGCUCUCUCUGAGCUGGUAUGAAGACAGUGACACAAAAGACAUAAAGCCGGAGCCAGCGCUGGUGGCCCCGGACAAGAACCUGAGCCCUGCCUGUGAGAAGCUGUUACAGACCAUGGAGGGAGAUAUAUUGUUCAGCAUUUUUUGGAGGCGUCUAAAGCCGUUGGUUCUGGGAAAAGUGCUUUUCACGCCAGACACAGCCUUCACGAGGCAACUCAUGGCCCAGGUGAACCAGACCUUCCAGGAGAUGGCUCUGUUGAAGGACAUCCAGGAGGUGUGGCAGUCCCUGGGACCCCAGGCCUUCAACUUCCUGAAUGACAGUGCCAAUGUGGCUUUACUGCAGAAGCUCCUGAAAAUGCAGAACAAAGACAGUGGGCAGCCCGGACCUGGAGGCAAGGACAUGGAGAAGGCCCUUCAUGACUUUCUGGACCCUUCCAGGGGCGGGUACAGUUGGCUGGACGCCCGCGCGGAUUUGGAGCAAAUGAUGGGCACGCUAGGCCUAGUGGCAGAGUGCAUGAUCCCGGACAAGCUGGAGGCGGUGCCGACAGAAGAGGCCCUGGUAGGGCGGGCCCUGAAGCUGCUCACUGAGCACAGCUUCUGGGCCGGUGUCGUCUUUCUGGGAUUGGAGGAAUCCCAGGACCCCGACCGCCUGCGCAUCAAGAUCCGAAUGAACAUCGAUGAAGUCACAGAAACCCAUAAGAUCCGGACCAGGUUUUGGGACCCUGGCCCCGCCGCUGAUCCGUUGACAGACCUGCGCUACGUGUGGGGCGGCUUCGUGUACCUGCAAGACCUGCUGGAGCGCGCAGCCGUGCGCGUCCUCAGUGGUGCAGUGCCCCGCACCAGCCUCUACGUGCAGCAGAUGCCCUACCCGUGCUACGUGGACGAUACGUUCCUGAGCGUGCUGGGCCGAUCAUUGCCACUCUUCCUGACGCUGGCCUGGAUCUAUUCAGUGGCGAUAACCGUGAAGGCCGUGGUGCGGGAGAAGGAGAAACGGCUGCGUGAUACGAUGCGUGCCAUGGGGCUGAGCCGCGGGGUGCUGUGGCUUGGCUGGUUCCUCAGUUGUAUCGUGCCUUUCCUUAUCAGCGCUGCGCUGCUUGUGCUGGUGCUCAAGCUGGGGGACAUUCUCCCAUACAGCCACCCAGUGGUUCUCUUCCUGUUCUUCGCGUCCUUCGCGCUGGCCACGGUGAUCCAGAGUUUCUUGCUGAGCGUCUUCUUCUCCCAAGCCAACCUGGCGGCGGCCUGCGGAGGCCUCGCCUACUUCGUGCUCUAUCUGCCUUACGUCUUGCUGGUGGCCUGGCGGGACCAGUUGCCCCCGGGCGUCCACGUGGCUACGAGCCUCCUGUCCCCCGUCGCCUUUGGAUUCGGCUGCGAGAGCCUCGCGCUGCUGGAGGAGCAGGGGACGGGCGCGCAGUGGCGCAACCUUGGCACGGGCCCUGCUGGCGAUGUCUUCAGCCUGGGCGAGGUCUCGCUCCUUUUGGUCUUCGACGCUCUGCUCUACAGCCUGCUCACUUGGUACCUGGAGGCUGUGUACCCAGGCCAGUAUGGGAUCCCCGAGCCGUGGAACUUUCCAUUCCGGAGGAGCUACUGGUUUGGGCCUCGGUCCCCCAAGAUUCUCGCCCCACCUCCUAUAACGCAGGACCAGCAGGUGCUGAUGGAGGAGGCACCACCAGAUCUGACGGCGGGGGUCUCCAUCCGAGGCCUGGAAAAGCGCUUUCCUGGUAACCCCCAGCCCGCCCUGCGAGGCCUCAGCCUGGACUUCUACUGCGGCCACAUCACUGCCUUCUUGGGCCACAACGGGGCCGGCAAGACCACCACGAUGUCCAUCCUGACCGGCCUCUUUCCGCCCACGGGGGGCUCUGCCUUCAUCUUGGGGCACGAUAUUCAGUCCAGCAUGGAGGCCAUCCGUCCGUACCUGGGCAUCUGCCCACAAUACAAUGUUCUCUUUGACAGGCUGACGGUGGCUGAGCACGUUUGGUUCUAUGGGCGGUUGAAGGGUCUGAGCGCUUCCACUUUGCGCCUGGAGCAGAGCCGUCUGCUGGGGGACGUGGGGCUGACACUCAAGUACAACACAGAGACGCGCCACCUCUCAGGAGGGAUGCAGCGUAAGCUUUCCGUGGCCAUUGCCUUCGUGGGCGGCUCCAAGGUGGUUUUCCUGGAUGAACCCACAGCCGGUGUGGACCCUGCUUCCCGCCGCAGCAUCUGGGAGCUUUUGCUCAAAUACCGAGAAGGUCGCGCACUGAUCCUCUCCACGCACCACCUGGACGAGGCGGAGCUCCUGGGGGACCGUGUGGCCAUCAUGGCAGCCGGCCGCCUGUGCUGCUGCGGCUCCCCGCUCUUCCUGCGCCGGCAUCUGGGCUCUGGCUACUACCUGACCCUGGUGAAGGCGGCCCAGCCCCUGGCCGGCAGCCAGAAGGACAUUGCCGACGUGAAGGAGCAUGUGGAUGCUGGGCAGGCAGGGACACCAGACCACGUGGACAGCACGGCCGGCCAGGGUCCGCCUGGGCUCAGUAGAGGUGCUUCCCAGCUACUGGCCUUGGUGCAGCGCUGGGUGCCAGGGGGGCAGCUGGUGGAGGUGCUGCCUCACGAGCUGGUGCUGACCUUGCCCUACGCGGGUGCCCAGGAUGGCAGCUUCGCCGCGCUCUUCCAGGACCUGGACCUGCAUCUGCGGGAGCUGGGGCUCUCUAGCUAUGGGAUCUCCGAUACUAGCAUGGAGGAGAUCUUCCUGAAGGUGAUAGAAGAAAGUGCGGGAGACACGAAUCCGGAGCUGGAAGCUGCAGAUGGUAGCAGCAAGCAGCCCCCAAACGCAGGCAUCGUACCAUCAGACCUGGUCACGUGGUUCAAGGCCAAGGUGGUACCCAAGCAGUCAGCCCUGGAGAACGGAGAACUGGGGGCCGCGCUGGAGACGCAGGCCCUGCAGGAUCCGGAGCCCAGUACGCCAAGCCGGGUCCGGGGGCGCACACUGAUCCUCCAGCAGCUCCAGGCGCUGUUUCUCAAACGCUUCUUACUGGCCUGCCGUAGCCGAAGAAGCAUAUUUGCCCAGAUCAUCCUCCCGGCCCUCUUUGUGGGCCUAGCCCUGGCCUUCAGCCUGAUCGUUCCGCCGUUCAAGUACUACCCAGAACUGGACCUCAACACCAGCAUGUACAGCCCCCAGACGACCUUCUUCAGUGAUGACACUCCAGGGGACCCCGAACGGAGUCUCCUGCUUCAGAAGGUGCUGGAAGAAGCCGGAUGGGAGAAUCCAGAUCUGGGAAGGAACAUGAGCAACGGGAACCCCUGCAUCCACCCCUCCACCCGCCAAUUCUCCAGACCCAAGUUUCCUGAAGAUGCGACGCUCGGCGUGUCCAGGGGCAACGGGACGCUCGGGUCUCCUUCGCCAGCCUGUCAGUGCAGCCGGCCCGGGGCCCGCCGUCUACUGCCUGACUGUCCAGUGGAGGCCGGGUGGCCUCCGCCGCCCCAGGUGCUGACCCGCUCCGGAGAAAUUGUGCAGAAUCUCACGGGCCGGAACCUGUCCGAUUACCUGGUGAAGACUUACCCUGGCCUGGUGCGCCCGGGCUUGAAGACCAAGAAAUGGGUGAAUGAGGUCAGGUAUGGAGGUUUCUCACUGGGGGGCCCAGACCUGAGCCAACCAUCAGGACAAGGAGUCAUUGACUCACUGGAGAGGCUGAAGGUGCUGAUGAACCUCCAAAUGGACGAGCCCCUGGCCCGCAUCCUGCAGAAACUUUCAGAGUGGGUUCGCCACUGGGAAACCUGGAAUAACCUCAAGGUCUGGUUCAACAACAAAGGCUGGCACGCCAUGGUGGCCUUUGUGAACCGGGCCAACAACGCCCUCCUCCAUGCCCACCUGCCCCCCGAUUCCACCCGCCGCGCCCGCAGCAUCACCACCGUCAACCACCCCCUGAACCUCACCAAGACACAGAUGUCCGAGGCCGCUCUGGUAGCCUCCUCUGUGGAUGUGCUGGUGUCCAUCUGUGUGGUCUUCGCCAUGUCCUUUGUCCCGGCCAGCUUCACCCUUGUCCUCAUUGAGGAACGCACCACUGGAGCCAAACACCUGCAGUUCAUGGGGGGGCUGCCCCCCACCCUCUACUGGUUCAGCAACUUCCUCUGGGACAUGUGUAACUACUUGGUGUCGGCGUGCAUUGUGGUGGUCAUCUUUCUGGCCUUCCAGCGGAAGGCCUACGUGGCGCCCCCCAACCUGCUGGCCCUGGUGCUGCUGCUGCUUCUGUAUGGCUGGUCGAUCACGCCCCUCAUGUACCCAGCCUCCUUCUUCUUCACCGAGCCCAGCACAGCAUACGUGGCACUCACCUGCAUCAACCUCUUCAUCGGCAUCAACGGCAGCAUGGCCACCUUCGUGCUGGAGCUCUUAUCGGAGGAGAACCUGCAGAACGUGAACCGGAUCUUGAAACGGGUCUUCCUGAUCUUCCCCCACUUCUGCCUGGGACGGGGUCUCAUCGACAUGGUGCGGAACCAGGCCAUGGCCGAUGUUUUUGAAUAUCUGGGAGAAGACACUUUCCAAUCCCCACUGCGCUGGGAUGUGACUGGCAAGAACCUUCUAGCCAUGUUGGUGCAGGGGCCUCUCUUCCUCCUCGUCACGCUCCUACUGCAACACCGGGACUGCCUCUGGCCACAACCCAAGCCCAGACCGCUGCCGCCCCUGGGGAAGGAGGACGAGGACGUGGCUCGUGAGCGGCAGCGGGUGACCCAAGGGGCAGCUGAGGGGGAUGUGUUGGUGCUCAAAGACCUGACUAAGGUAUACCGCGGGCAGAGAACCCCAGCCGUCAACCGUCUGUGCCUGGGGAUCCCCCCUGGUGAGUGUUUCGGACUUCUGGGUGUAAACGGAGCUGGCAAAACCACCACAUUCCGCAUGGUGACGGGGGACAUGCUGCCCAGCAGGGGUGAGGCUGUGCUGGCAGGUCACAGUGUGGCCAAGGAUCCCACGGCUGCCCACCUCCACAUGGGCUACUGCCCGCAGUUCGAUGCCAUCUUCCCGCAACUCACUGCGCGGGAGCACCUGCAGCUGUUUGCACGUCUGCGUGGUAUCCCCGAGGCCCAGGUGGCCCAGACAGCAAGCCGCGGACUGGUGCGCCUGGGUCUCCAGCAGUAUGCAGACCGGCCCGCAGGCACCUACAGUGGGGGCAACAAGCGGAAGCUGGCCACAGCGGUGGCGCUGGUGGGAGAGCCUGCCGUGAUCUUCCUGGAUGAGCCGACCACCGGCAUGGACCCAGGUGCACGGCGUUUCCUCUGGAACAGCCUUCUGUCGGUGGUCCGAGAGGGCCGCUCCGUGGUGCUCACCUCGCACAGCAUGGAGGAGUGUGAGGCCCUUUGCACGCGCCUGGCCAUCAUGGUGAACGGGAGGUUCCGCUGCCUGGGUAGCGUGCAGCACCUUAAAAACAGGUUCGGAUCCGGCUACACGCUGACGCUGCGGGUCCCCGCGGCGCGGUCGGACGGAGCCCAGGCCUUCGUGGCGGAGGCCUUCCCGGGGGCCCAGCUGCGCGAAGCCCACGGUGGCCGCCUGAGCUUCCAGCUGCCGCUGGGAGGGCGCUGCACCCUGGCGCACGUCUUUGGCGAACUGGCGGCCCGCGGUGCCCAGUGCGGCGUGGAGGACUUCUCCGUGAGCCAGACCACCCUGGAGGAGGUCUUCCUGUAUUUCUCUGAAGAUCAGGGGAAAGAGGAUGACCAGGAGGGAGAAGCGGGGGAGGACGAGGCCCCAGGUCCCCAGCGCCCCAAAUUCAUCACCCAGUUCCUGGAUGACCGCUCAGAGGUGGAGACGGUGCUUUGAAACCCUUUCUCCCAGGGCUGGGGGCUGGCCUAGCGCUGGGG